AUGACCCCCUCCUCAGACAAGGAGCGCAACGGGCUAGAUAACCCCAGCUUCGUGGGUGAAGAUGGGAGCCACUGUCACCCCUUUGCUGAUCUCGCUGCCCAGAGCCCGAGGGAGGGCAGGGCUGAGGGCCGCCGCAGCAAGCUGGCCUACACUGUCACGGAGGUACCACCGUGGUAUCUGUGCAUCUUGCUGGGCAUUCAGCAUUUCCUGACAGCCAUGGGAGGUCUUGUGGCCAUCCCUCUGAUCCUCUCCAAAGAACUGUGCCUCCAACAUGACCUCCUCACCCAGAGCCACCUGAUCAGCACCAUCUUCUUUGUCUCAGGGAUUUGCACUCUACUGCAAGUCUUCUUUGGAGCAAUGGUAAAAAUGCCCCUAGUUCAGGGAAGUUCUUUCUCUGCAGAAGUGCAAGGAGCUAUCAUGGUAGCUUCCUGCUUUCAAAUCUUUGUUGGAUUUUCUGGCCUGAUUGGAUUUCUGAUGAGAUUCAUUGGCCCUCUGACAAUAGCCCCAACCAUCACCUUGGUUGCGCUACCUCUCUUUGACUCGGCUGGAGAUGAUGCUGGGCAACACUGGGGCAUAUCAUUCAUGACUAUUGCUUUCAUAGUUCUCUUCUCUCAGUACCUGAAAGAUGUUCCUGUGCCUUUGCCAUCUUACCAGAAAGGCAAGAAGUGCCACUUCUCUAAGAUCUACCUCUUCCAGAUCUUCCCAGUGCUGCUGGGGCUCUCCCUGAGCUGGCUGCUCUGCUACGUGCUCACGGUGACCAACGUGCUCCCCGCGGACCCGGCAGGAUACGGCCACUCGGCUCGGACCGACACGCGAGGGGACGUCCUGUCCCAGGCUCCCUGGUUCCGCUUCCCCUACCCAGGGCAAUGGGGAGUCCCAACUGUCAGCCUGGCCGGGAUAUUUGGUAUCAUAGCCGGGGUGAUUUCCUCCAUGCUGGAGUCACUAGGUGAUUACUACGCGUGUGCCCGCCUGUCGGGCGCCCCGCCGCCUCCCGAGCAGGGCAUCGGCGUGGAGGGCUUGGGCUGCCUCCUGGCUGGGGCCUGGGGCACCGGCAACGGCACCACGUCCUACAGCGAGAACGUGGGCGCCCUGGGCAUCACCAAGGUAGGGAGCCGAAUGGUGAUAGUUGCUGGUGGCUGCGCCAUGCUCCUGAGUGGCGUCUUUGGGAAAGUGGGUGCUAUGUUUGCCAGCAUACCCACCCCUGUGAUCGGAGGAAUGUUCCUGGUGAUGUUUGGAGUUAUCACGGCAGUGGGAAUUUCCAAUUUGCAGUAUACAGACAUGAACUCCUCCAGAAACAUCUUUAUCUUUGGGUUUUCUGUGUUUGCUGGCCUCACAAUUCCCAACUGGGCAAGCAAAAACAGUGGUCUGCUGCAAACAGGAAUCAUCCAGCUGGACCAAGUGAUACAGGUGCUUCUCACCACUGGCAUGUUUGUGGGUGGAUUCAUGGGGUUUCUCCUUGAUAACACCAUUCCAGGAACACAGGAGGAGCGAGGGCUCCUGGCAUGGAAGCAAAGCCAUAAGGAAGAGGGGGACAACGCUCAGCUUGUUUCCGAUGUCUAUGAUCUUCCCUUUGGCAUAGGCACCAAAUACUGCACCGUCUCUUGGUUUCGGUAUCUACCCGCUUGCCCCAAAAGACCACCUAGAGGCAAGAAAAUGGAUGAACCGAGGGCUGCUGAACAGGAAAGCAGUGUUAAAGCAAGUUCAGAAGGAACUUCAGAGAUAGGUGCUGAUACAAGGAUAUAA
Messenger RNA from Tinamus guttatus (white-throated tinamou), 1743 nucleotides. Lineage: Eukaryota; Metazoa; Chordata; Aves; Tinamiformes; Tinamidae. The record is from RefSeq and is a predicted model, not a curated record.